UCAGUGUCCAUCAGUGCCACCCAUCAGUGCCAGUCAGUGCCACCUAUCAGUGCCACCUAUUAGUGCCAGUCAGUGCCGCCUAUCAGUGCCAUGUAUCAGUGCUGCCUUUCAGUGCCCAUCAGUGAUGCCUGUCAAUGCCCAUCAGUGCUGCCAAUCAGUGCCACCUAUCAGUGCCAGUCAGUGCCGCCUAUCAGUGCGCAUCAGUGCCUGCCUAUCAGUGCCAGUCAGUGCCGCCUAUCAGUGCCAGUCAGUGCCACCUAUCAGUGCCGCCUAUCAGUGCCAUGUAUCAGUGCUGCCUUUCAGUGCCCAUCAGUGAUG
This is a messenger RNA of Staurois parvus, 318 nucleotides long. The record is from the annotation of a GenBank genome assembly. Lineage: Eukaryota; Metazoa; Chordata; Amphibia; Anura; Ranidae.